Triticum aestivum (bread wheat) is the source of this 3248-nucleotide messenger RNA. RefSeq names its product pentatricopeptide repeat-containing protein At5g12100, mitochondrial. Bases 113 to 2176 code for a protein of 687 amino acids. The transcript is spliced from 8 exons. Lineage: Eukaryota; Viridiplantae; Streptophyta; Magnoliopsida; Poales; Poaceae. Gene Ontology annotation, molecular function: protein binding. The record is from RefSeq and is a predicted model, not a curated record.
CUGCGCUCGCGAUCCUCUUCUUCCCCUUCCCCAAGUUGUACUCGAAUCAAAGUCUGUAAUCGCCAUAGGUCGAAGAGGAAGAACCAGCGAGUGCCCCACAGACGGAGAAGAAAUGUCUCGCUUACUCCUGCGCCGCUUCCUCUGCUCCUCUUCCUCCACCACUCCCGCCGCUGGCGCAGGUUUCAUCCGCGAGCUCGCCAACCUCCUCGCCGCUGGCCGCUUCCACGCCUCCGUCGGCCUGGCGAAAUCACUCCUCCUCUCCUCCCGGCCACCAGCCACCUCCGUCCCCGACCUCUAUCACGCCCUUGUCUCCACCGCUGCCGCCUCCCAAGUCGACCCGCAUCCCCCAUCCUUCCUCUCCGACGCCGCCUCCGCGCUCGUCGUUGCCUCCGCGCGGCUUGGCCUCCCCGACGGCGCACUCAGGCUACUUUCCCUCCUCGCCGACGCCCGCGCAACUCUGCCGUCUCUAUCCUCCUGCAACCUCCUCCUCGAGUCCCUCCUCUCCCUCGGCCGCCACGCCGACGUGCGCCGGGCGUUCGACCUCCUAAAUGCCGCCGGGGCACGCCCCGACACCUUCACAUGGAACAAGGCCAUCCAGGCGUGCGUCGUGGCAGGUGAUGUCGACGAGGCUGUCCGGAUGCUUCGUCGGAUGGAUUGUGAAGGCCACGGCGCCCCACCGCCCAACGCGUUCUCAUACAAUGUGGUCAUCGCUGGACUGUGGAGAGCAGGAAGGGGUAGUGACGCUGUCAAGGUGUUUGAUGAAAUGGGAAAGAGGGCUGUGUUGCCAAGUCAUAUCACGUACAAUACGAUGAUCGAUGGACACAUCAAGAUAGGGGACUUGGAGGCUGGUUUUAGGCUGCGGGAUCAGAUGUUGCAUCAUGGCCUGAAGCCGAAUAUGAUCACUUACAAUGUGCUGCUGUCAGGGCUGUGCCGUGCUGGAAGGAUAGGCGAGACGACCGCGGUGUUGCAUGAAAUGAUGUCACGAAAGAUGGUGCCGGACUGUUUCACAUAUAGCAUUCUGUUCGAUGGUUAUUCCAGAGUUGGAGACUCACAGGCAAUGCUUUCCUUGUUUGAGGAGUCUGUGAAGAAGGGUGUGAAGAUUGGGGCUUACACUUGUAGUAUUUUGCUGAAUGGUCUUUGCAACGAUGGCAAAAUUUCAAAGGCAGAAGAGGUACUGCAGACGUUUGUAAAUGCAGGACAACUCCCAACAAGGGUUAUCUACAACACUCUUAUCAAUGGGUAUUGUCAGAUUGGAGAGCUUGAAGGGGCCUUCUCAACCUUUCAGCGGAUGAAAUCAUGCCUUCUUAGUCCAGAUCACAUCACCUAUAAUGCACUAAUAAACGGUUUGGGUAAGGCUGGAAGGAUCACAGAAGCACAUGCUUUGGUCACAGAGAUGGAGAAGAAUGGAGUGAGUCCUAGUGUGGAAACUUUCAAUACGCUUAUUGAUGCUUAUGGAAGGGAUGGGCAGCUUGAAAAAUGUUUUGUUCUACUUUCUGAUAUGCGAGAGAAGGGGCUAAAGCCAAAUGUUGUCUCCUAUGGUUCAAUUGUCAAUGCCUUUUGCAAGAAUGGAAAAAUCCCGGAAGCAGUAGCUAUUUUGGAUGAUAUGUUCCAUAAAGAUGUUUUACCAGGUGCACAGGUGUACAAUGCGAUCAUAGAUGCAUAUAUAGACUGUGAUGCCACUGAACAGGCUUUUACUCUAGCUGAAAAGAUGAAGACUAGUGGGGUACCUCCAAGUAUAGUUACAUGCAAUUUGCUGAUAAAAGGCCUUUGCAAGCAGUCUCGGAUAUCUGAAGCAGAGGAACUAAUUCACAGCUUAAGAAAUCAUGGAUUAACUCCUGACGUUGUCAGCUAUAAUACUCUAAUAUCAGCAUGCUGCUACAGGAGCAACACUGAUAGUGCUUUGGAGCUUCAGAAAGAAAUGUGCAAGUGUGGCAUCAAACCUUCAUCGAGAACAUAUCGUAUUCUUCUGAGUGCAUUGGGUGGUGCAAGAAGAAUACAUGAGAUGGAAAAUCUGUAUAAAGAAAUGUUGGACAAGGAUGUUGUUCCUUGCAGUCGCAUUUAUGAUAUCAUGGUUGAGGCCUAUGUGAAAUGUGGGGAUGAAUCUAAGGUAGAAGCUCUGAGGAAGGAUUUCUCGGAAAAGGGGAUAUCAAUUGAUUAUGACACAUCCGUGACUUAGUGUGAGUUGAAUACAAGUAUAGCAAGUCCAAUUUCAAAACGUUGAAUUUGUUGCUCAGUAACCCAACUAUCAGAAGUAUUUCUUUUGUUUACCUAGUGAAUCUUCAGAAUGAAUAGCCAUUGACUACACAUACAACGUCAACAGGCUGUUGCUAUUUCUCCGACUGCGAAAUCAUUAGCUGCCUAUCCCAAGUCUCCUUUCCAACUGAGAACUCCGGAGAUUGUGCAUGCUCCGAAUGGGGAGGUAAAAUCACCACCAGAUGUAACCCCCAUCUCACUGAAUCUCAAAGAACUUGAGGCUGAGGAGAAGCCUCAAAAAUCACUUAACGAGAAGCAACAGGAAAGCCAAGACCUGCUAAUCAAGUGUGUAUCACAAGAUUUGGGAUUCCCAGUGGUAGGGCUAUUGCAGCUUGCAUUAUAUACAGGCGUCUUGUGCACUGGAGAUCAUUUGAAGUUGAAAGAAUUGGUGUUUUUGACCGUAUUAUUCAAACAAUAGGCUCUGCUAUAGAGGUCCAGGAAAAUAACGACAAGUUAGCGUAUUGGCUCUCCAAUUCAUCCACAUUACUCCUACUUCUACAACGGACACUGAAAACAACUGGAGCAGCUGGACUCACUCCUCAGAGGUGAAGGUCAACUGCUGCAUCGUUUGGGAGGUUUUUUUUCGGGAAUUCGUGCUUCACCACAAAGUGUUGUGCGACCUUUUCAUGGUAGCCGCUUGAUUGGAUGACUAGGUGAUCUUCGUCAAGUUGAAGCCAAGUAUCCUGCUCUGCUUUUCAAGCAACAGCUUACAGCUUUCCUUGAGGAAUGAUUAGAGACAAUCUGAAGAAAGAGAUAUCUCCAUUGCUUGGUCUUUGCAUCCAGGCACCAAGAACAUCUCGUGCAAGUUUGAUAAAAGGAUCUCGUUCUCAAGCAAAUGCCUUGGCCCAACAAACUCUGAUCGCACAUUGGCAGAGUAUUGUGAAAAUAUUAACAAACGACCUGAAUGUUUUGAAAGCCAAUUAUGUCCCUUCAUUUUUAACCAGCAAGGUGUUCACUCAGAUAUUUUCGUUUAUUAAUGUCCAGCUGUUCAAUAG